Kwoniella shivajii is the source of this 2709-nucleotide messenger RNA. RefSeq lists its product as uncharacterized. Gene Ontology annotation, cellular component: cytoplasm. The record is from RefSeq and is a predicted model, not a curated record. Gene Ontology annotation, biological process: protein phosphorylation; tRNA export from nucleus. Gene Ontology annotation, molecular function: ATP binding; protein kinase activity. NCBI's taxonomy places the organism in Eukaryota, Fungi, Basidiomycota, Tremellomycetes, Tremellales, Cryptococcaceae. The coding region runs from base 1 to 2709 and encodes 902 amino acids. The transcript has 11 exons.
AUGAACUACCUCAAAUCCAUCACCACCUCGGUUCUUCAAUCAGCGGGAGUAACAUUUCCCUUCUCAAUAGGAGAACGAAUACCUGGACUGGAUAGUGGAAGUUCAAUAUGGGAGAUUAGAGAAGGUGUGAAACGGGACGAUGGUACACCUCUUACACUGUUCAUCUAUGAUUCGACAUUACCACCUUAUCAACCUGGAAACAAAGACCGAAAAACUUUAUUUCAAUUGGCUAAAAACGCUCUGAAGAAGACAAGGACAAUAAGGCAUCCUGACGUGAUAAAAUACAUAGAUUCGGUGGAAACGGAAACACACAUAUACAUAGCGACAGAGCGAGUGCGGCCGCUGACAGGUGUUCUGAGAGAAUGGGAGACUGGUGGCUCCUUAGCUGGACCUGGUACUGCUAAAGGGAAGGGGAAAGAAGAAUGGAUAGGGUGGGGUGUGAAGAGUAUAUCGACCGCUCUGGCAUUUCUAAACUCUCCCCCACUGUCUCAACAUCAUGCGUACUUAAUACCUGCAGCUGUCUUUGUUACCCCUUCUCUUGAAUGGCGACUAGGAGGAUUCGAUCUUCUCACUGGCCGAGAUGAUCAAGCUGGGGUGCUGUGGGGUUUAGGCGGUGUAGCUCCUGGUGAUGUAAGAGAACGAUCGGGUCCUGAGGUCAAGAAAGGCGGCUGGGGUGUCCUUCGAGAUACUGAUCCAGCAUUGUCCGAUACGUAUCUUUUAGCAUUACUCAUAUUUACUCUAUAUAAUCCCUUGGCACCAUUACCUUCCUUGAAUUCACCUCCUACACCUUCAUCGGCAGGAUCUAUACCCAAAUCUCUCUAUCCUUUGUGGAAGAGAUUGUUGAAUCCUAAUCCUCGAACUAGAUUGUCAACAAGCUCAUUCGUUGAGGAGGCUACAUCAUCUGGAUUCUGGGCUUCAAAUCCUUUAGUCAGCUUAGUAGGAGGACUGGACAAUUUUGAAUUAGCUUCUGAAGGUGAUAAGCUGGGCUUAUUAAGGAUAAUCAAAGAUGCUUCGAAUUCAGGUACUUUGCCUGCACCUUUCACAACACAUAAGAUACUACCCUCUCUGCUACACUCACUGUCGUUGCCUACUGCACCAAGUUCAGCGAUGCUUCCUCUAGUACUGGAAUUGGGUAAAUUAGUCCCUCCAAGUGAUUAUCCAAAAGUCGUACUGGAACCUGUGGUGAAAUUAUACACUAGCCCUGAUAGAGGAACACGAAUGGCUUUAUUGGAUGGGUUGAAUGAAUACGCAGACAAGAUGGAUAACAAGAUGGUUCAAGAGAAGGUUUGGCCUAACUUGAUUACUGGAUUUGCCGAUACCGUUCCUGUGAUAAGGGAAGCUACUGUAAAAGCUGUAUUCCCUCUAGCUGGCAAGUUAUCAGAUCGGAUACUGAACAAUGAUCUCCUUCGUCUUCUUGCGAAAAUGCAAAUGGAUACCGAACCAUCUAUUCGAACGAAUACCUGUAUUCUACUUGGUCGACUAGCUCCUUCUUUAGGUCCAAAUACCAAGAAAAAAGUCUUAGUACCUGCUUUUGCUAGAAGUCUGAAAGAUCCAUUUGUCCAUGCCAGAGUAGCUGGACUGAUGGCUCUGAUGGCGACCGUUGAAUGCUUUGAUAGGGAGGAUUUAGCUGGAAAAGUAGUACCUAAUAUGGCAUUCACACUGGUUGACAAAGAGAAGCUGGUUCGGGAUCAAGCUUUCAAAGCUAUGAGUAUGUUCAUGGGACGAAUUACAGAAAUGGUGAAAAAUAUGCCUGAUACCGUUCUAGCGGAAGAAAAAGCUGCAUCAUCUUAUGGUCCAGUCACUACUACUUCUUCAACAACAACGAAUAACCAAGCUGGACUUGCUAACUCCGCAGCUGGAGCUGCUGGAGCAUUAGCAGGAUGGGCAAUAUCAUCAUUGAGUAAACAACUUUCGACUCCAGAAUUACACACUUCAAUGUCAGCAGCUUCAGCUCUGAACGUUCCUUCCGGAAGUCCAAACCCUUCGAAUGGUGGUUCACCACUAGCUUCACCUCGAAUAAGUAGUGAUAGUGCUUCGAUGUUCACGUCAACUACUUCACCUUCUGUUCCGGGACCUUCAUCAGGCAGAUUCAAAUCCACAACUAUACCAAAAUCAGGUUCAGCUUCAGGUUUAAAACUUGGUGGAAAGAAACCUACCGCUGGACCAAGUAGCUUAGCAGAUGUUGUAGCUUCAGAAUGGGAUGAUGACGAUAAUGACGCUGGAAACGCUUGGGGUAACGAUGAUUUAAUUGAUGUAAAUGCAGACGAAGAUGAUUGGUCUGCAUUCGAAUCAGCACCCGUUCCAGAGAUAGUGGUACCUCCACCUCAAUCAUACUAUAUUACAUCUUCCAAACCUUCUUCCAAUCUUAAUGGAUCAAGUAAACAAACUCCGCCACUUAAACCAUCUCCAGUAUCAGCAUUUGCUCAAACGAAAUCUCCCCUAAACCAAUCUGUCACGUCGAUGAAAUCUCCUCAGAUACCAGCGUCUCCAGCGAUCAAAUCGCCUGCUCUCUCCACUACAGCAACAGAUGAUUGGGGUGAUGUCGAACAGUCUUCACAAUCUACUAGUCCACAAAAGCAGGCGGCUGCGGCGGCUCCUAGUUUAGCAGGAAUGAGUAAAGAGGAAAAAGAGAAAGAAAUGGCUAGACGAAGAGCUGAGAGACAAGCUAGGAUCAACGCUAUGAAGGAGCAGAAAAAAGGUAAAGCAUAG